AUGGGCAACAUCUUUGGAGGCGACAAGAAGAGGGAGAUCACUGAUGUCGACAGGGCAAUCUUGUCCCUCAAGACUCAGCGGCGCAAGCUUGAUGACCAGCGGAAGAGGACAGACACACUAAUAGAGAGGGAGGCAGUGGUGGCAAGGACACUUGUGGCUCAAGGAAAGCGGGACCGAGCCCUCUUGGCGCUCCGCAAGAAACGAUUGCAUGGUCAGCAGCUGGAAUUUUUGGACAAGCUCGUGCUCAAUGUGGAGGAAACGGAUGUUUCCCUGGAGGAUGUGGAGCAGCUCAUGUCCGACACCGCAGAAGCCAAGGAGUAUGAGACGAGGGUCCAAUCUAUGUUUGGGGAGAGCUGGACCGGGGUGGAUGAGGAGGCGGCGCACGCAGAGCUGGCAGAGAUGGAGGCGCAGCUGCUGGACGAGGAGGUGCUGGACCUACCCAGCGUCCCCCAGACAAAAGUUGCUGACGCGGCUGCAGUGCCAGGGCCGCCUGCCCAGGUGGAGGCCCUCGCCGCGACGCCCAGGGAGGAUCGGCCCGAGGAGCCCCUCCCUGCCUGA
Molecule: messenger RNA, 558 nt
Organism: Auxenochlorella protothecoides
Lineage: Eukaryota; Viridiplantae; Chlorophyta; Trebouxiophyceae; Chlorellales; Chlorellaceae
Product: Vacuolar protein sorting-associated protein 20-like protein 1
Exons: 5
Coding region: 1-558 (185 amino acids)
Biological process (GO): vesicle budding from membrane; late endosome to vacuole transport via multivesicular body sorting pathway
Cellular component (GO): multivesicular body; ESCRT III complex
Source: RefSeq, a predicted model, not a curated record